Messenger RNA from Acanthosepion pharaonis, 867 nucleotides. The record is from the annotation of a GenBank genome assembly. NCBI's taxonomy places the organism in Eukaryota, Metazoa, Mollusca, Cephalopoda, Sepiida, Sepiidae.
AUGCAUGGACCUGUGUUUUCAGUGGAACCGCCCAAUACAGUAGUUUUUGCGAACACAAAAGGCGCUUCGAUUGCCUGUGCAGCAUUUGGUGUGCCUGCACCUCGUCUCAAAUGGGUCAGGAAGGAUGGAUCGCCCGUCACCGAAAUCCCCCGUGUCGUCUCCGUCCUCCCAAACAAUACGCUCUACUUCCCGCCAUUUAAGUCAGCCAUGUUUCAUCCAGACGCGCAUUCUCAGGAGUACCGUUGCGUGGCUACCAACAAGGGCGGGAAAAUACUCAGCCGACUCUUGCGUGUAACAGCUGUUGUAGUUGACAAAGAUAACACAUACAACGUCCAACUGAACAACGUCUGGGUGAUGCGUGGGGGUACAGCCGUAUUAAAAUGCCUCAUCAACCCGCAUUUCGUCAAUGAGUAUAUUAAAGUUACCGAAUGGACACAGGGUUCAGUAUCAAUCACCAACAACACUCGAAUUUCCGUGACGAGUAAUGGCGAACUCCAGGUACGAGAUGUCAGCGAUGUUGACCGAACUUCUGCUUACCGAUGCGUGACCAAAAAUAUUCUUACAUUAGACGAAAUGACCAGCCCUCCGGCCUACAUUCAUGUUUAUGAUCCUCCAGCAGUGUCGAAAGCUCCAAAUAUUGAAAAGUCCCUGUCGAGUCUUACCGCGGAGGAAGAUUCAAAAGCAGAACUUCCGUGCGUGGCCACCGGAAAUCCACUCCCUCGUUACGAAUGGUCCAAAGGUGGUCAAAUGUAUUAUGCAUAUCUUUCUUUUUCUUACCCCUUAUCUCCCUCUCUCUCUCUCUCUCUCCCUCUUUCCCUCUCUCUCUCCCUCUCCCCCUCUCUCCCUCUCUCUCUUUGUGUCAUAUAA